AUGGCUGAUGAAAGUAAUGUGAUCAAAGAAGAAGUGAAGGAUGAGCAAGAUAUACUUCGUAGGGUCUUUAAUAUUCUGCGUGAAAAUAGUCCGGAGCAUGUUGGAUUUUCGCUUCUUACAGUUAUAAUGCCACCACAAGUUCUUCUUGAAGGGACAAAGAAGACAAUCUUUGUCAAUUUUAUGGACUAUUGCAAGACGAUGCGUCGACAACCAGCUCAUGUUAGGGCUUUCUUACUUGCUGAGUUGGGUACUACUAGUGAUACACCUGAUGCGCAGCAAAGGUUGGUUGUUAGGGGGAGAUUUACAUCCAAGAACUUUGAAGGGCUUUUACGGCGAUAUGUCUGUGGAUACGUCAUGUGCUUUGAUUGCAAAAGCACAAACACAACUUUCUCCAGGGAGGUUCGUCUCUUCUUUGUGAGAUGUGAACAGGUAAAAAACCUCUACCCAAUUAGUUUCUCUUGCCUUGGACACAUUUCUGUUUAUGGUUUCUGCCUAACUGAAUAUAUAAGAAAACCGCUUCUCAUAGCUACGUCCCCUCUAUGAUUUCAUGAUGGAGAAAUGGUCCUGAAUAGGUGUUGCUCUUCAACACCUAUUCAAGAUUUUGCCUAGAUUAUAUUUUCUGAUUAAUAUAUAUUGCGCAGUUAGAGUGAUACAAAACUAAUUUGGAGGCCUACUUUAUUGCAUCAUCUUAAUGUGAUGCUGAUAUCAUUGCCUACGCUGUCUUACAAAAAGCUGCUUUGGUUGAGCAAGAGAAUCAGUAAUUAACGUCUGAAUACUAAUCAAGAAUUAUCCAGUGCCUAUCUAUAUAUUGCUAUUCUAAAAUCUCUGUGCCUAUCUAUAUAUAUCUACAAAUAUGAACUG
Molecule: messenger RNA, 861 nt
Organism: Camelina sativa (false flax)
Lineage: Eukaryota; Viridiplantae; Streptophyta; Magnoliopsida; Brassicales; Brassicaceae
Product: eukaryotic translation initiation factor 2 subunit beta-like
Biological process (GO): formation of translation preinitiation complex; translational initiation
Cellular component (GO): eukaryotic translation initiation factor 2 complex
Molecular function (GO): mRNA binding; translation initiation factor binding; translation initiation factor activity
Source: RefSeq, a predicted model, not a curated record